UAUCCUAGGCGACGCAACACAAACACGGCGCAGUGUAACAUCUGCUGUGUCAGGGGACCUACCUAGUGCCAGCGUAAUUUUUCACAGAAAUUGUAAAACUAUGUAGUUUAUGUGUCACUUCCUUGCUUUGAAAUGUCGAAACUUUUAGUGUCGAGACCGCAUUUCGACACCAGAGCCGUGACUCAACAUGAACAACUGCGUCCACCUGUUGAUCCAGAGACCACAUUAAAACAUAACUUCUUAACAUCGUCCGGAUUAGCCGCGGCAGGAUACAGAUCUGCGAAAUACACUCCGGCGGAAUGGAUGGCCAAGAACAACGCUACUUUGAACCAGGCAUUGAGCGAUCUAACCAAUUCAGAGAAAAUUCGCUUCGAUUCCAAAGUGCUUUAUACGGAGACCGAGGUUAAAACUCUGCGCACACAGGCGGAUGGCACCACACACUUGGGUGAGAGGUUACAAGAUAUUCACUUUUGGAAGUCCGAGCUUGAGCGGCACAUCGAACAUCUUGGGGCGGAGACUGACUUGCUUUUGGCUGAGAAGUGCCGUUUGGAGAAGGGUUUGGACGCCACCGAGAUUCCUUUUGCCAUUGCGACAGAUAAUCUGACAUGUAGGGAAAGACGACUUGGGCCCGAUCUGGUUAAAGACCUCGUGGAGGAAGAACUCAUCCAAGAGGUGGAGUUGAUCCGAAGCAUUCAGGCACUGCACAAGAGAACGCUAGAUCAGACUGUUGCUCAAAUAAAGUCCAACCGGGAUGCUAAGCAAACUUUGGAGAUGGACUGGUCUGAUAAGCACCAAGCCUACAGUUUAGAUAACCAAUGUGGCCGCUACAGCAACACCAGUUCUGAGACACAACAUCAGGCGGGUUCUGCAAAGAUCCAGGAUCAUGUGAGUAACAGUGAAGAGUGGAUGUACUUCACACAAGCCAACCUGGCAGCAGCAGAACACGAGAUGCGAGCGAGCGCCGUGCUCAGGAAGCUGAUUGAGCGCGUGCUCCAAGACACAUCAGAAGACCUGAGGGCCCAGUGUUCCAGAGUGGACCUGGCCUUCAACCAGCGCUGCCAAGAGCUGACCGAGGCCAAGAUUCAGCUGGAGCUCCACCUGUCACAGAUCCUGCAGCAGAUUGGGACCCAGGAGAGGAACAUCGUGUCCUUGCAGCAGGCUCUCCAUGACAAGGAGGCUCCCAUGAGAGUGGCCCAGUCAAGGCUUUACCAGCGAACACACAGGCCUAACAUGGAGCUGUGCAGAGAUUCACCACAGCUCAGUCUUGUGGAUGAGGUCGAGACGAUCACUCACACUAUGUCAGCCCUGACGCAGCAGCUGUGUGUGUCCCGGGACUCUCUGGCGGCGCUGGAGGAGACUCGUAUGGCCCUGGAGAAGGCCAUCGCCUGCAAGACCCACAGCCUCCUCAUCGACCGCGAGAAGUGCAUGGGCCACCGCACCCGUUACCCUGACCUCGUCACCCUGUCAGGAUACUGAGACGCUCACACACACACACACACACACACACACACACAC
Molecule: messenger RNA, 1515 nt
Organism: Clupea harengus (Atlantic herring)
Lineage: Eukaryota; Metazoa; Chordata; Actinopteri; Clupeiformes; Clupeidae
Gene: tekt4
Product: tektin 4
Biological process (GO): cilium assembly; cilium movement involved in cell motility
Cellular component (GO): sperm flagellum; nucleus; microtubule cytoskeleton
Source: RefSeq, a predicted model, not a curated record